Molecule: messenger RNA, 1946 nt
Organism: Exophiala mesophila
Lineage: Eukaryota; Fungi; Ascomycota; Eurotiomycetes; Chaetothyriales; Herpotrichiellaceae
Exons: 1
Coding region: 1116-1814 (232 amino acids)
Source: RefSeq, a predicted model, not a curated record
CGAAUGAAACCAUCAACAACUAUCUCUGUCCAAUUUCCUAGACUUCGUGUGAAUCUUUCAAUUCAAAGCCUACGCGCCCAGUUUGUUUACUUUCAACCCCUCGAAAUCCCUCCGAGGUACUCGUACUCUCAGGAUAGGUCCCAGUAUGCAGCUAGAGAUGAAUUCCUGCUCCUCUAACCCCUCUAAUUUCAAAUCACCACAUCACAUCACUUUCCAAGACUGAGCAGCCCACUUACCGAUCGUGGGUCUCGAAAAACCGGUCCACCGUUCUCUCCCCAGACCUACCACCUCACUACGAGUUAGGCGCAGGGGUGCAGGCAAUGCAACCGAAUAUCCUCACCGUUUGCGAAGACGUGCAUGAAAUCUGGGGAAUGGCGUGCCUUGGCCAAAUCAGACUUCGAUUCGAGACCCUUGCUUCUCAAUGUUGGGAUCGUAUGCAACGCUCACACCACUAGUGGAGACUCGAGUCCGGCAGCAGAAUACACUCACUCAGGUCACAUGCUGGUAAAACCACCAAUACUACUAUCUGACAUUGUCAUUUGACUUUGUAUACUCAGAUUUCGGCGAAUACCGGGGCAUAUAAAUGUUCGUCUGACAAGGAGUUGGGCUUCUUUCCGAUACCAAGAGACCCUGAAUAUUUAACAUGUCGUGUCAUUCAAUUUAUAUCGUAUUCAUCACGGUAUUAUACUCUGAUUUGGCCUCUAGAUCCUAAGCACGGGACCCAGCAUAAUACACUCGUGCAUUCAAGGCCGAAUCUGCUCCAUGGUUCCAUUUCGAUUUGCACAUCAUUCCUCGUCAAUUGCAAUGGUCUAAGAGAAAUACGGAUGAUGGAUCGACCCAUCCAAUUCGACUCACAUGAUCAGAAAAUGACAAACCCUCGUCACCCCUGGGGUUAGCCUAGAAGCAUCAAUGGGGACUGACGUUAUGGACGAACGGAAGCCCGGACCAGCCGAUGGAGAACUAGAUAACUGUAUGUCCAUAUAUGUAUCUCGGUCCAGUCAGAAUAGCCUCAUAGCCCUACAAAUAAAUCACGAAAUCCUACAGAAAUCCAAUCACACACAAUCUAGUCCAAAGCGAAAUCCAAUACCAACAAACAUCAAAUAACAUCCAUCACAAUGUCGGCCAACGGUACACCCAAGGUUGAGAACCUAUACCACGUCAUCUUCACCACAUCACAUCUCUCCAAACUCGAAGAUGUCAACGACAGCGUGGAAAAGGUACGAAUCUGCGGUACAUAUACCACACUAGGCGCCGCGAAAGGCGCCGCCCACAGACUCCUAUUUGAAGCCGGAUAUCAAAGGGAGUGGUUCGUGGAAUACGACACAAACCAGGACGACUUUGUGACACACGGCAUUAAACGACGAUCAGGACUUGCAGUAUUUGCAAAGGCCAAGGACGGCACCAUCUUCCGCGUUGGCCUCGCCACCACCCCCAACGUCCACGCCUUGCGCGACGAUGAAGACCACAAGAUCCACCGACCACUGUAUCACGUCGUCCAGACCAACGUCUUCUAUUCCGAAGACGACAGUGGAGAAGCCCGUGAAACCAACAUCCAGGGCUCAUUCCUCAAAUACGAAGAUGCCAGAGAAUUGGCUGCCAAGGCAUUGCUGAAUGCAGAAGAUGGAAUCACCAAGGAAAGUUUCGAGCAGUACGAUGAGGCGGAACCAGGUCAGACGGAUUGCGGAUAUGGCGAAAAUGUUGUCGUUCAUGCAGUUGGACAAAAUGGAGAGAAUAUCUUGGUCAGUGUUCUCAGGGGACAGGAACUCGAAUCGGUCAGGUUAGCGGAGGCGUCGCUAAGGAUUCGCGCAUUUUAAUUAACUUAGGUAGUUCGUCAUUUGCAUAGUAUAUGGCUUAGGACAGGGAUUAUAGGUAUCCCGGAUUCUAAUGGGACAAGCCUGGCACUUAAGAUGCCAGAUGCUCAAAAUCAAACCUCAUCAUUAUCAUCA